Molecule: messenger RNA, 1104 nt
Organism: Perkinsus marinus ATCC 50983
Lineage: Eukaryota; Perkinsozoa; Perkinsida; Perkinsidae
Product: sensory transduction histidine kinase, putative
Exons: 10
Biological process (GO): regulation of DNA-templated transcription; signal transduction; protein autophosphorylation
Molecular function (GO): histidine phosphotransfer kinase activity; phosphorelay sensor kinase activity
Source: RefSeq, a predicted model, not a curated record
AUGACGGCUGACGGACCUUUCUGGGAUGGUGUCCGAGGGCUGAUGGACAAUCUGACGGACAUGAUGGUGUUGGCGGAUAAGAGUGGGAAGAUUAUCCACAGCAAUGAUGCCGUUGAAAUCAUCACCGGUCAUCUCGCCUCGGACUUGAUCGGUCAAAACGUGGCGGUCCUCAUGCCCGAUGAGUUGGCAAGCAGCCAUCAGAGCUUUAUCGAUGGUUUCGUGUCGAAGACUGAUACCAACCGGAAGGAGGGUUUGAGGAGGAAGAAUUCCUUCACGGUUUGCAAGGUGGUUCGGCCGAUCAAAGGUCAGCUCAAGAAGAAGGACGGAAGCAUUAUUUCGGUGGAGCUCAUUAUAAAUCACAUCUCCGAAGAACCUGGAUCGCUGGACUACUGUUUGAUGGCACAUAUCAAAGAUCUCACUAAACACGAGAUGGCUGAGAGGCAACAACAGGACUUCCUUGCCGGGGUCGCACAUGAAUUACGUACUCCACUAAAUGGUAUUAUUGGUCUGUCGGACGCUCUCAUCAAGACAGAGCAGAAUAAAGGAAGGACGAAGCAUUUAAAAAUGAUUAAUUCUUGCGGGGUUCGACUAGUGGGACUGGUGAAUAUGAUCAUGGACGUUAGCGCACUGCGAGAUGGGAAGAUGCAAUUGAAUUUGACCAAGACGGUUAAUUGCAACGAGAUAUGCGAGGAGGUUUGGGAGUUGAUGAACAUGGCUGUUGAUAAAAAUGGAAAAAAAAUUAAAAAAGAUUCAGUCGAUUUGCAAAUUGAAUGCGAUCCCGACCUUCCGUUGAUCGAGGGUGACAAGGAGCGACUUUCCCAAGUGAUAUUUAACCUGGUGAAUAAUGCGCUUAAAUUUACCCCAUCCGGAUUCGUCCGUAUUGCAUCUGCGUUUGAAGCGGAGGCUGGCACUCUGUUGUUGAGUGUCUCCGAUUCGGGUCAGGGAAUAAAAAAGGAAAAUUUGGGAAAAAUUUUCGAAGCCUUUGGUCAAGAGGAAGAGGGAAAGGGUGGUGGUUUGGGUCUCGGUUUAGCGAUAUGCACGAAAGUCUCCGAGCUGCACGGCGGAAAGAUAUGGGUUGAAUCUGAGCUGGGAAAAGUGGGUAGU